Molecule: messenger RNA, 592 nt
Organism: Coregonus clupeaformis (lake whitefish)
Lineage: Eukaryota; Metazoa; Chordata; Actinopteri; Salmoniformes; Salmonidae
Product: prepro-urotensin II-beta-like
Exons: 4
Coding region: 156-503 (115 amino acids)
Biological process (GO): blood vessel diameter maintenance; regulation of blood pressure
Cellular component (GO): extracellular region
Molecular function (GO): hormone activity
Source: RefSeq, a predicted model, not a curated record
CACCAGCUUCAAACACAACAACAGACAAAUAUAGCUACAGACACUGUGUUGCAGUACAGACGGCUGGGAAACAACUACGGGCAGACAGACAGGAGUGCAGCACCUGUAGGACAGUACAGACAGUUUGGAGGCAGUACAGACGGUCCAGUACAGACAUGCAAUGUAAGCGUCUCCUCUCGUGUAUUCUGCUGCUUACCGCCGCCGGACCCCUCCUCACACACCCCGUCUCACACUCUAAAGAGAUGUCCUACACCGGAACAGCGUCAGUAGAGGAGGGCCAGGUGGUGCGUCCAGAGGAGUCGUCCCUUUCUGACAACGCAUACAGAUUCCACAGUGCACCUGGCCUUGGCGAUCUAAGAUCAGCAGUGUUCAGCCCAAACCAGGACGUGAGAGAUGUGCUGUUGGAAACGCCAGCUCUGAGCCCUCUAACGCGUUUCCUGGGCAGCAGGAGAGAGUACAGAAAGAGAACCACCACAGAGUGCUUCUGGAAGUACUGUGUCUAGGAGUGACACACACACGAUACAUAGUAUGUAUUUAUUUUGUUUUUGCACAUUCCUCUGUUUUCAGGCACAGCUCAGGAGUACAUAGUGAA